This is a messenger RNA of Pocillopora damicornis (cauliflower coral), 3702 nucleotides long. RefSeq names its product putative RNA-binding protein 19. Gene Ontology annotation, molecular function: RNA binding. NCBI's taxonomy places the organism in Eukaryota, Metazoa, Cnidaria, Anthozoa, Scleractinia, Pocilloporidae. The record is from RefSeq and is a predicted model, not a curated record.
UUCAAGAUGGCGGAUUGCUGUCCAACCAUUACUCUGCAAUUAUAAACUACUCGUCUUUCUCGUGAGAAUCCACGCAAUUGGAUCAUGUCGAGGCUUAUUGUUAGGAACUUACCAAAGAACAUAAAGGAAGAAAGGAUUCGUUCUGUUUUUGAGGCAAAAGGAGAAUUAACGGAUGUCAAAUUAUGUUAUACAAAGGAUGGCAAGUUUCGACGAUUUGGGUUCAUUGGGUAUAAAACUGAAGAAGAAGCGAAAUCUGCUCUGAACCACUUUAAUAAAUCGUUUAUAGACACCUCAAAGAUAUUCGUAGACGUUGCUAAAAACCUUGGAGAUGAAACACUUCCACGGCCUUGGAGCAAAUAUUCGCAAGGCAGUUCUGCGAACGAGAGACUGAAGAAGAACCUCGAAGAAAAGAACGAGAAGUUAAUAACCCAGAACUCAGAAGGCAUCAAAAUAGAAAAUUGUGAAUCGGAUGGGUUAGGGAAGAAAAAAGAUAAGAAAAAGAAAAAGAGAGCGAAAAUUUUAGGUGAUCUGGAGGAUGAUGUUGAAUUUCAGGAAUUCUUAAAUGUGCAUAAAAACCGUGGCUCAAAGCAAACCUGGAGCAAUGAUAACAUAGAACGUGGAGAGCCAGAAUCAAGUUUAAAUCAGAUAUGCGAGGGAAGAGAGGAGAUUUCAGUACAGAAUAAGCAUUCUGAGGAACAAUUAAAAUAUGAUUAUUCUGAUGGAAGUGAAAAUGAAGAUGAAGUCUAUGAUGUAGCAGGAGUUAAAGGAGUUACAGAGGAAGAGAAUUAUUCAAAACACAAUGAGGAAGAUAAUGAGGAAGCCAAAAUGGCUAAGGAUUCUAAACUGUCUGAUAUGGAUUACUUAAAAUCAAAGGUUGUUUCAAACACACAGAAUCCUCUCAAAACUGAGAAAGGCAAAAAAUCUCAGAAGAGGAAAAGAGUUGAUGGAAAGGAUGAAGAGGAGAGAAAUAAAGAAAACUUUGGUGAGGAAUCUUUGGAUACUAGAAGAAGCGAAAAUGAGGAAGACAGUAAUGAUGGUGAUGAUGACAAGGAUAAUAAUGAUGGUGGUGAUGAUGAUGAUGAUGAUGGUAGUGGUGGCAGUGACACAAAUAAUAAUGAUAAGGACAGUUCAGAUGCUGUUGGUAAUGUAGAAAAAAUCAAGACUACUAGUCCAAUAGAUGCUGUAUUUGGAACAAUAAAAAUGAAAGGGUUACCCUUCAAAGCCAAAAAGAAACACAUCAGAGACUUUUUUGCACCGCUGAAAGUGCUGGAUAUAAGAAUAAUUAAAAACCACCAAGGAAAGCCCACAGGCUGCGGUUUUGUAGAUUUUUCAAAUGAGAAGGAUAUUAAAGAGGCACUCAAGAGAGAUCGGGAUUUUAUCCAGGGUAGGUACAUUGAGUUGUCUAGAGUCAAAGAAGAACAGCAAUUGAACCAGGAGACAGAGAAGAAUAAACCUUGGAUGAAGAAACUGGCAGCUCAAGGAGAAGAGGGUGAAUUUGAAAGCAUUGCAGAGUCUGGCCGUCUCUUUCUCCGCAACUUGGCCUUUAGUUGUUCAGAGGAAGACUUGCAAAACCAGUUUGACAAGUUUGGUCCUCUAACAGAGACAUAUCUACCCCUGGACAAGACUACAAAUAAACCCAUAGGAAUUGGGUUUGUCACAUUUGUUAUGCCAGAGCAUGCUGUGAAGGCUUUCAAUGAACUUGAUGGCAAAGUAUUUCAAGGAAGACUGCUCCACAUAUUACCAUCCAAGGCCAAGGAAACUAAAGAAGACGAAAAAACAGAUGCAGCAACAUCCUUCAAGUCGAAGCGUGAUGCAAAAAAGAAAACUCUUAGUGGUCAUGACCACAAUUGGAACACAUUAUUUUUGGGAAUGAAUGCUGUUGCUGAUGCGAUGGCUGAUCAAUAUCACACCACUAAGGGUAGCAUUCUAGAUGAUGCUUCUUCCAGAAGUCUGGCUGUACGCAUGGCUCUUGGGGAGACACAAGUUGUUACAGAAACAAGGAAGUUUCUCAUGUCUCAAGGUGUCAAGCUUGAUGUUUUUGGACAGCCUGCGGCAAAAAGAAGUAAGACUGUCUUGUUGGUGAAAAAUCUCCCUUUCAACACAUCAAGUGAAGAGCUGAUGAACAUUUUUUCACCGUUUGGAAAAGUGGCAAGGCUUGUGUUGCCACCAUCAGGAAUCACAGCUCUUGUAGAGUUCUUUGAGCCAAGCCUAGCAAAGAAGGCCUUUCAAAAGUUGGCAUAUAGUAAAUUUAAACAUGUUCCAUUGUACUUGGAGUGGGCUCCUUUGGGUGUUUUCUCGGAAAAACCUGAAGAAAAGAAAGAAGAGGAGAUAAAAACGGAGAAAAAAAUGAGUAUUGACGAGCAGGGAAAAGAAGCAGCAGAGGAUAAAGGAACAGAUGUUGACGGCGAGGAUGUUGAUGAUUCAGAAAAUACGGAAGGCACAACUGUUUUUGUAAAAAACUUGAAUUUUGAAACAUCAGAAGAAACGCUGAAAGAGGCAUUUUCCAAGAUCGGCCCACUUCUUACGGCAACAAUCGCCAAGAAAAAGGAUCCUAAAAAGCCUGGAAAUUUGCUUUCCAUGGGUUACGGAUUUGUAGAAUACAAGAAAAGAUCGGACGCUUUACGUGCAAUCACAGAACUCCAGAAAUCUCUCCUGGAAGGGCAUACUUUGGAGCUCAAAAUGUCACACAGAAAACCAAGUGAGAAGGUAGCACAGCGUAAAUCUGCUUCGACCAAGAAACAAACCAGUUCGAAAAUUCUGGUGCGAAAUGUUCCUUUUGAAGCGUCAAAGAAAGAAAUCAAAGAACUUUUUGGCACUUUUGGGGAGAUAAAAACGUUGAGGCUUCCUCAGAAGCAAGCUGGAACUGGUUCUCACAGAGGAUUUGCUUUUGUUGAUUUUCUCACCAAACAAGAUGCUAAACGCGCGUUUGAGUCCCUUUGUAGCAGUACCCAUUUGUAUGGGCGAAGACUGGUACUGGAAUGGGCCGAGGACGAAGACAGUGUGGAUGCUUUGCGAAAGAGAACCGCUGAACACUUUCAUGGCACUCCAAAAACCGCUAAGAAAAAGAAAGAUAUUCUGGACGAUCUUCUAGACUCAGAAAUGCACGAAUGACUGAGCAGUAUUCUGUAGCAGGCAGUCGUUACUCUACGGUUUGCUGUUGUUAUCCGCCGUAAUUACCAAGUUACGAUCGAACGAGGGAGUAAACAUACAUUUUGAGCGAGGGCCUUUCUCUAGGAACGCAUAUUCAUAUCUCGCAGACAGUAACUCGCCAUGAAUUUGCAUUUGUACCGUCGACAUCCGUGGCUUUAAUGAAGAAUCCGCUUUUAUUCUCGUCAGCUUAAUACUGGAAGAGGACAAGACUUGAAAGUCACUGCAAUCACCUCUCUGUGAUUUGGUGAGGAUAAGCAUUAAAAAUUCUCGACAGCUAUUGAGUGAAAUAAUUGAAAAUUGGUUUUAAGAAUUUACUUAUCUCUACGAGAACUUGGUGGAAGUCGAUGUGAUCCUUUCCGCGGAAAGAAAAAUUAACGGAAGGUAAAUAUAAUGGCUGUUAAUGAGACAAUUGAUAAUUACUUCUUUCUCCUGACACCUAUUUUGUGCUAGUUUGUCAGAAAUAAAGCUAAAGACUAGUUAGUUGCAAGGUUAAUGUGUUAAAAAUGAUAAAAACGGACAAAUAUUAAAACCAAAAUGUUUGGGUUGGACAAA